Molecule: messenger RNA, 2555 nt
Organism: Spea bombifrons (plains spadefoot toad)
Lineage: Eukaryota; Metazoa; Chordata; Amphibia; Anura; Pelobatidae
Product: von Willebrand factor A domain-containing protein 5A-like
Exons: 19
Coding region: 129-2546 (805 amino acids)
Source: RefSeq, a predicted model, not a curated record
GUUCCAGUAAGCGACCGGGCAGCUGUUUGUGGAAACUCCCUCUUGUGUUGUUCUUGCAGGUCAGAGUCGGUCAGAUCAGGAGGAAGAGAAAAUCCAAGAGUAAAGAGUAAAGAAGAUUAACGGAAAUCAUGUAUCCCUGCUGCGGCCUCAUCAUCGUCUGCUCCAAGAAGCCAGUCCCUCUAAAGGGGAUCUCGGUGGACGUCCAGGUGAAAGGCUUCGUGGCCGACGUAUCUGCUACUCUGAAGUAUAAGAACUCGGAGGAGAAUGCGGUGGAAGCCGUCUUCGUGUUCCCCAUGGAUGACGACUCUGCCGUCUACAGCUUUGAGGCGACCGUGGAAGGGAAGAAGAUUGUGGCAGAAAUCCAGGAGAAGGAGCAGGCUCAUAAAACCUACGAUGAAGCCAUCAGCCAGGGCCAGCAGGCCUUCCUACUGGAGGAGGACAAGAGCUCCCGGGACAUCUUCAGCUGCAGCGUGGGGAACCUGCUCCCGGGGCAGGAGGCGGAGGUGACUCUGUGCUUUGUGCGGGAGCUGCCGGUGGAGGCGGAUGGAGCGGUGCGUUUUGUGCUGCCGGCCGUGCUCAACCCCAGAUACACUCCAAAAGAUCAAGAGUUAAGUGUUACCGCGAAACGCCCUCAGGUUCCUAUUGGCCAGAUCCCCUACACCCUGUCCUUGGAUGCUCAUUUCCAAUCUGCAUACGGGGUCACUAAGAUUGAGUCAAACUGUGAGAUCACCCCAAUCGAGUACACCGACAGCGACAAGACUGCAGCCAAGGUGUCCCUGGCCGCUGGCCACAAGUUUGAACGAGACGUGGAGCUCCUGGUUUAUUACAACGAGGUGAACAAACCCAGCGUCACGUUGGAGGCCGGAGUUUCAGACGCCAAAGCGGGGUCUGUGAUGGCCGAUCCGGUUGUCAUGUUAAAUUUCUACCCCAGUUUCCCGAAGUCACAGGAGACGUCCAACUGCGGGGAGUUCAUUUUCUUAAUGGACAGGUCUGGCAGUAUGGAGUGCAGCAUGAAUUCGAAACCAGGUGCGCCACAACGUAUCCAGAGCGCAAAGGAAACGCUGAUCGUUUUGUUAAAGAGUUUACCCCUCGGCUGCUACUUCAAUAUUUUUGGAUUCGGAUCCCAUUUCGAGUCUUUCUUUCCGGAAAGCAUUGAGUACACUCAGGAGUCGAUGGAGAUGGCGCUGCAGAAAGUCAAAGAGAUGGAUGCUAACUUUGGAGGGACAGAAAUCUUACUGCCGUUGAAGAAGAUCUUCAAGACGGGCUGCAGACCAGACCACCCAAGACAGCUCUUCAUCUUCACGGACGGAGAAGUUGGGAAUACGAAGCAGGUGAUCAGGGAGGUUCAACAGAACGCCAGCAACCACCGAUGUUUCACGUUCGGGAUCGGCGAAGGCGCCUCCACGGCUCUCAUUAAAGGCUUGGCCCGCGCCGGGAACGGGACCUUCGAGUUUAUUUCUGGAGAAGACAGAAUGCAGCCUAAGGCUCUGAAGGCCCUCAAACACUCCUUACAGCCGUCUGUGAAAGAAGUCGCCCUCAGAUGGAGCCUUCCUCCGGGACUCGAGGCAGUUCCUCUGUCCAGAACCCCAAGCGCCAUAUUCCAGAGGGCCAUUGUUUAUGCCCAGCUGAAAGGAAAGGUGGAUGAAGGCACCAAAGGAGAAGUUUGCCUGGAGUACAAAUUUAAAGAGGACGUUUUCAAGAACGUUCUGGAGAUUUCCUUCAGUGUCGGGAAAGCAGACCGACCGACCGUCCACAGGCUGGCGGCCAAGGCUCUGAUCUCGGAGCUGGAGAACGGGACAGACUCCGACUCGGAGGAGGCGAAGAAGAGGAUCCUGGAGACCAGCGUCCAGUCCGGAGUCAUCUCCUCGCUCACUGCCUACGUGGCCGUCAAUAAAGACACCAAGAAGCCGGUGGAAGGUCCUCCGAUGCGUCGGGACAUCCCGGCUCCAGGUACGAGUGUAUCAAGUCAAACAAACACAAGAUCUGUGAGGGCAUCUGCCUGUCUGAUGCUUUGUUCGCCCCGUUUUAUGAGGAGUCAUUGCCUUGCACCCAAUACACAGAUGAAGAGGUCGUGUAAAAUGAGUAUGAGCGGAGGGGCGCCCGGGAUUUUGUAUAACGCUGGGGCCCCCGUCAUGAGGAAUUUGCCCGGGUUUGGUUCUGGCGCCCCGGCCCCCGUGAUGGAAUGUGCUGUUGUUAGCAAAAAAAAAGACCGAGGGACCUCCGCUCUGUUGAACCUUAUCUCCCUGCAGAACGCAGAUGGCUCCUGGACCCUUAAUUCCAAGCUGGCCGCCGUCCUGGGAGUAACAGAGAAAGCGAUAAAGGAGAAGCAGCCAGCGCAGGUUACCGAUGAUACGGUCUGGGGGACGGUGCUUGCCGUGAUCUGGCUUCAUGCCUCGUGCUCGGAGCAGAGAGACGAGUGGGAGCUCCUGGAAGGGAAGUCUCUGUCGUGGCUGAAAUCCAGAGCAGGAUCUUCCUUGAGCUCGUUGGUUAACGCCGCCAACGAGCUGCUGGGGUCUUCGGUGGAUCCCAAAGUUCUCGGCCUGUGAAAAGGAAGA